Messenger RNA from Rhodamnia argentea, 1166 nucleotides. RefSeq lists its product as uncharacterized. The transcript has 8 exons. The record is from RefSeq and is a predicted model, not a curated record. Lineage: Eukaryota; Viridiplantae; Streptophyta; Magnoliopsida; Myrtales; Myrtaceae. The coding region runs from base 203 to 763 and encodes 186 amino acids.
UUUUUUUGCUUUUGUUCGAAGUGAAUUUGAGAGGUUUUCGCGGCCUCGUCACUCAAAAACCAAUCGGCGUCAUCAUCAGACUCAUCACCAUUCAUUCACCAGCUCCAGCGCCCGGGAGCGGUGUGGCUCUUUAUCGUCCUCGCCGCAGCGUCGCCGCACCGCCACAAAUUUCGAAACUCUUGAGGAAGGCCAACGAAGGGAAAUGGCAAUGGCGUCCUCUGGGAGUCGGGGAAUGCUGUCCAAGGACCAGCUUCUUCAUCUCUUCCACCGCUUCUCUUUCCUCGCUUCUCUGCCUGAUGUUAAGAAACGGAUUUCGGAUGCUGUGCAGGAUAAACAGGAAGCUGUUGCUGUGACUACGGAAAUCCAAGAAGAAAUAUUUCAGGAGAUGGGUGUCGAACCAAGAUUUGGCAUAGCAUGCUUGGGAAGAGUAAACAUGGUUUAUGAGAAUGACCAGGAUUUGAUGAUUCGCUUCUAUAAAUUUGUUGCAAAGGAAGAAGAGGCUUGUGAUGAGGCUGAAUUUGGGCAAGAUGAAUUUUCAGAAAGAAUGCUUUAUCAGCAGAAACUGCAGGAACAGCAAAUGGAGAUGCUAAAGUACAUGCGCCAAUUUAACCUUGACGAUCAGUCAGCAAUCCUUGAUAAGCUGCGGCAGCAGAUAGAAAAUGCAAAUUUUGACGGCGAAGCAUCAGUAUUGUCACCAGAACAAAUUCAAGAAACUGUCCGAAGGAGGGUAUCGCCUCUAUUUACGCCAAGGGGAGCAAGUUGAGGUGAACCGCACAAAGAUUGUCAAUCCGCUCCAGUGCUGCUUGGUUUGCUUUGUCUGGUUCUAGUGCUGUUCUUCUGGUUCAAAUUGCCACCUCAAGCAACCGGGCGACCGAUGUUCCGAUGAGUUAAUUGUUAGACUUGCUUGUUAACCAUGGCACCGCCAUGUGCAUUUGACUAAGACCUUGUAGCUGGAUAUCAUGGUUAAGAAAUUAUUACUCGUGUUACGGGUGGUGUUAAGUUGGUUGGCGGAUACUAUGAAGAGAGAACUCGAGCACUAUUACAUCCAGAGCAACAUGUAUUCUUGGUGAGAAGCAUAACAGGAUCCAUGUUGCCAUCCCCGAAAGUUAGUUUGUCUUCCAUCAGAGAAUCACAAUCCACCACAUAAAUGAGUUUUGAGUUGCAAA